GGAGCCGCUGGCGGCCGGAUCUGCGGCGGGGUGGGCGAGCCCUGCUCCUCAAAAUGCGCCGCCGGCACGGGCCGGCGGCCCCGCCGCUGACGCGCUUUACAGUCUAGGGGCUGCCGCGUCGCCCCAUUCGGGUCCUCCCCGACCACUGUCUCGGGGAACCUGGGAAAGUGCCGGGAGGGAAAGUGCUCUGCCCUAGAGACGCGGCGGGGAAGGACGACUCCCCAUCGCCCGCCAAAAGAGACCCUUGGGGCCGCGCUCCGGCGGGGACGCUCGCCGACCUGUCGGUGCCGAUGCCGUGCACAGCAAGCCGCACGGAGGCACCAUCACGGUUCGAAGCGACGAGCAGCCGCCCCAAGCGCCAACGGCCCCAGCCGGACCACGCCGGACGGGGGCUGUACCUGAGAUGUGGCAGCAUAAAGUACAAGGACAAAGACAUUGGCAUUCACAUUUAGAUACGUACAAAAUGUUGUGUGCUGGGAAAAAAUCUUACUUUGCUGCUGCUGUGUGCAUUAUUACUGUAACUUCAAUGCUCGCAGUUCCUUAUCUGCGGUUACAGAGACUUUCUCAUCAGCCAAAAGUAAUUCAAGAAGGUAGAAGAUGUGGAGGGAAAAUUGCCAAUAGCACAAUAACAGCAUUAAAAGGUAACAAAACUUUUAUUAUAUCCCCAUACUUUGAUGACAGAGAAAGCAAAGUCACUCGUCUGAUUGGAAUUGUUCACCAUGAAGAUGUAAAACAACUGUACUGCUGGUUCUGCUGUCAGCCCAGUGGAAAGAUAUAUGUAUCAAAAGCAAAAAUUGAUGUUCACUCAGAUAGAUUUGGAUUCCCUUAUGGUGCAGCAGAUAUUGUUUGUAUGGAACCUGAAAAUUGUGAUCCAACACAUGUAUCAAUUCAUCAGUUUCCAUAUGGAAAUACUGACCAGCUGCCAAGGUUUGAAAUUAAAAACCGCAAGGCUGAGACCUUUUCUGUUGACUUCACUGUGUGCAUUUCUACCAUGUUUGGAAACUACAACAAUGUCUUGCAGUUCAUACAGAGUAUGGAAAUGUACAAGAUUCUUGGAGUACAGAAAGUGGUGAUCUAUAAGAACAACUGCAGCCAUCUGAUGGAGAAAGUCUUGAAAUUUUAUAUAGAAGAAGGAACUGUUGAGAUAAUUCCCUGGCCAAUAAACUCACACCUCAGGGUUUCUUCUAAAUGGCAGUUCAUGCAAGAUGGAACACACAUAGGAUACUAUGGACAAAUCACGGCUCUAAAUGACUGUAUAUACCGUAACAUGGAAAGGAGCAAGUUUGUGGUCCUUAAUGAUGCUGAUGAAAUAAUUCUUCCUCUUAAACACCCAAACUGGAAAGCAAUGAUGAGCAGUCUUCAGGAACAAAACCCAGGGACUAGUGUUUUCCUCUUUGAGAACCAUAUCUUCCCAGAAACGGUAUCUUCUCACAUGUUUAACAUUUCGUCUUGGAAUACUGUGCCGGGUGUUAACAUAUUACAGCAUGUAUAUAGAGAGCCUGACAGGAAAGAUGUAAUCAAUCCCAGGAAAAUGAUAGUUGAUCCACGAAAGGUGAUUCAGACUUCAGUCCAUUCUGUCCUACGUGCUUACGGGAAGAGUGCAAAUGUUCCCAUGGAUGUUGCUCUCAUUUAUCACUGUCGGGAGGCCCUACAAAGAGACCUUCCCAGAGAAUCUCUCAUCAGGGAUACAACACUGUGGAGAUAUAACUCAUCAUUAAUCAAGAAUGUUAACAAGGUGCUAUCUCAAAUCAUGCUGUGAGCUCAAAAGUGAAAGUGGAGCGCUACCUCCACUUGUGGGAAGACAGACAAUAUAAUUUAAAGACCACAUUAAAUUGAUUUCCGCAUGGAGUUUACAUUUAGCUGCAAUUAUUUAGGGAAUCUAUAGCAAAGCCAUGAAUCAUUUAAUGAUAUCAAGGAUCAAUACAGAUUGCAGUAUUUCUUCUGGGAAAUGUACAGUUUCAGUUAAAACAAUAAUAAAUAACAGUAUUUGUCAACUGAUUCAAAUAAUGUGGAACAGUUUUCAACCUAUGUACAAAAGGUACAAAUACAGUCAUAAGUAUUAAAGGUAGCAUUGCUUAAUCCUUGCAGUUUGUAUGUCACUGGGUACCAAAUUUGUAUGCAUCAAUUUGAGUAAAAGGUAGACAAGCAGUUGAGUACAAUAUUCCUUUCAGUUGUAAAAAAAUUAACCCUCAUGUUCUUGGAAAUAGUGUGUUUUAAAGAUGUGAUGGAUUGUAACCCUAAACCCAGCCGUUGGAGUUUUGCUGAUAAAAACCGUCUUGUUCAACUGGACUUCGGAGACAAGUUUGAGAAGAGUGAUUGCACCUGCUCUGAAUUACUGAAGUGGGGGUUUCAGUACAAAAGUUGUCAGAAAGUUUUGGCAAUGCUGUUUCCUGUGUAUAACAUCCACUGCUGAGCAGUUUAUUUCCACUGAGACUUAACUGUGAAAUCGAAUACCACCUCCUGAACUACAUCCUACAUGCACUUAUACUACCCUGUGACAUCUCAAGUUCCUUCAGUGACCUGGGACCAUUGAGUAACAAAAUAAACAUCAGGUAAACAGUUAAAAAUAAUAUUUCUUUAUUUUCUCUGGAAAGUAUAAUUCAUUAGACAACUGUCUAAAUUUCACACCACUCCCAAACUGAAAGAAUUGAGGGAUCUGAGUGGGUAUGUUUAUUUCUAUACAGACAUUUUACCAUCAUAGAAUAAUAGCUUAGGGUACACCUCUUAACAGGGCACAGAAGUAAAGAAAAGUACAGUCAUCAUUAUAAAAGGCUGCACAUGGCAUGCAGUUGUUGGUAAAACACACAAGAAGGUUCUGGAUGUCAAAUGCACAGAAGCAACUGCUCCUAUUAAGUCACAAGUUGAUUACAGUAACUUGCUGCAGACAGCACUUACCAGCUUUCCUCAGCACAUAGGGCAGUGAAUAUAGCUGCUGUUCAAACAGGCAUGUGUUCUCUUCAAAACAAGUAAAAAAAUUCUAAUAGACCGGCUACGAAUAAAAACUCCGUGAGCCCAAAGGCGUUUGUUAUAUUCAAUACAUGAAGCUAAUACUGAAAUUAAGGGCUGCUGUGAGGCCGCUGAAACCAGUACUCAAGCCUCUAUUCCAGGUGUUAUGCAGCCAGCCGCAUCCGCUCCCCCGCCCGCUCCCAAUAUACCUCCACACGCAAGAAGCACGGCGAGGACUGCACCCAACGCCGCUGCUGCCGAUCGACAGCUCCGCGUCCUCACCUCAAGUAGCAGCCCGGCGUGAGGUGUCUGUCGGCGGGCAGUCGCCACGGCUUUCGCGGACUCCCGGAGCCCAGCACUGCAGGGUGCUUCCCUGCGGCCAUCGCUCCCACAGCAGGACCGGCUCUCAGCACUUCCGCAGUCCACGCCACAAUCUGCGGGCAGCUACGACAGAAGGGUCACACUCAAGACGAGACCAGAGCCUCACGACUGCCCGGCGCUGAAGGGAGGGGAGGGCUGGGCCAAGCCCGCGCCGGGCGAACCGCCUGCACCGGAGAGAAGGCGCUCCCAGACCCGCCGCUCUCACGAUCAGGCGGCUUCCGGCGCACCCCAACGUCAUCGCUCCCCGCCGCCGAGCUCAGCCGCUUCCGCCGCCCCGCUGCUGCUGCCCGGUGCUGCCGGCAGCGGCGGCCCUUGGAGAGGCGGCCGGGGACGGGUGCGUCGACGCUUCCCCACAGGCGAGACGUGGCUGCUGAGGAAUCUCGCUGCCUGCUGGGUUACGCCGCUUCCGACUCGUACCCGAGGUUUUGCCUUUGCCUGGGGUCCAGCUCCAUGGUUGCUGAUAUCUGAAAUCUUCCUACUUAAAGCGAGAGGCAUAUCGAAUGCUGCUUGUAUGUUAACGAACUGGGUUAUGGCCUUCUUUGGAACCAAGAAAAAUUCAGGAUUUUAUAGUAAGCAUCAUUAAAUACUCUUAUUUCUUCAGUUCUUGUGUUCUUUUAACCUGGUGUACUGACUGUAAUGGCCAUGUGAGAAUAUUAAUUGUAUUAGGGCCAGUAUUUUUUUUUCUAAGAUGUAAAAUAAAGUCUAAUUUUAUAACUAACUAACUAACUAAAUGUAUUAUAAAUAAAAUAAAAUUUCCUUGCUUCACUCCA
Messenger RNA from Prinia subflava (tawny-flanked prinia), 4097 nucleotides. RefSeq lists its product as uncharacterized. The coding region runs from base 404 to 1759 and encodes 451 amino acids. Gene Ontology annotation, cellular component: cytoplasm. NCBI's taxonomy places the organism in Eukaryota, Metazoa, Chordata, Aves, Passeriformes, Cisticolidae. The record is from RefSeq and is a predicted model, not a curated record. Gene Ontology annotation, molecular function: glycosyltransferase activity. The transcript has 5 exons.